This is a messenger RNA of Lathyrus oleraceus (garden pea), 772 nucleotides long. RefSeq names its product heat shock cognate 70 kDa protein 1. The coding region runs from base 1 to 744 and encodes 247 amino acids. The transcript is spliced from 2 exons. The record is from RefSeq and is a predicted model, not a curated record. NCBI's taxonomy places the organism in Eukaryota, Viridiplantae, Streptophyta, Magnoliopsida, Fabales, Fabaceae. Gene Ontology annotation, molecular function: ATP binding; ATP-dependent protein folding chaperone.
AUGCCCAAAAAGCAUGAGGGGCUUGCAAUAGGAAUUGACGUAGGUACGACGUACUCAUGUGUUGGAGUGUGGCAAGAACAAAAGGACCGUGUUGAAAUCAUUCACAAUGAUCAAGGAAACAAAACAUCACCUUCUUGUGUUGCUUUUACCAACACUCAAAGAUUGAUUGGUGAUGCUGCCAAAAAUCAAGCUUCCUCUAACCCAACCAACACUGUAUUUGAUGUAAAGAGGCUGAUCGGAAGGAAAUAUACAGAUUCUGUUAUUCAGAAUGAUAUUUUACUGUGGCCCUUUAAGGUCAUUGCUGGGGAUAAUGACAAACCGAUAAUCCUAGUGAGCUACAAGGGUAAGGAAAAACACCUUGUUGCUGAGGAAAUAUCAGCCAUGAUUCUCACACAGAUGCGAGAGAUUGCCGGGGCAUUUUUGGAGUCUCCUGUUAAGAAUGCAGUGAUUACCGUACCUGCUUAUUUUAAUGAUUCGCAGCGAAGAGCCACCAAAGAUGCAGGUGAUAUUGCUGGUCUCAAUGUUAUGAGGAUAAUCAAUGAGCCAACUGCGGCGGCUCUUGCAUAUGGCCUUCAAAAGAGAGCUGAUUGUGUUGAAGAGAGAACUAUUUUCAUCUUUGAUCUUGGUGGCGGGACUUUUGAUGUGUCUCUCCUUACAAUUAAGAAUAAUUCCUUUGAAGUCAAGGCCACUGCUGGUGACACUCACCUCGGAGGAGAGGACUUUGAUGUUAGGAUUGAAGAAUAACUUUCAUGCAGGAACAUUCACAAAGCAA